AUGUCUCUUCCAUCGCCGUCAACGUCGCUGUCGUCGCCCACGGGUGACAUCGAGCUCAAAAAUGCGACUCAAGUGCUUGAGCAAGAACAGCCGCCGGAAGCUGUGGAUGCCUACCAGAACCCCUGGCACACGAUCUUCGAUCGCGGCGAUAUGCGGCGGCUGGGGAAGAAGCAAGAGUAUAGAAGAGUCUUCGGCCCUCUCGCUACUUUCGGCUUUAUCUCGAUGUAUCUCUGUACCUGGGAGUACAUCCUCGUCUCCGUCUCUGGCGGACUGAUCAAUGGAGGUUUUGGAGGACUUGUAUGGGAAUACAUCUUCACUGCUUUCGCUUUUGGCUCAGUCGUGAUUACGAUGGCGGAAAUGACAUCCAUGGCUCCAACGUCGGGCGGACAGUAUCAUUGGAUAUCCGAAUUCAGCCCGCCUCGCUAUCAAAAAUACCUCAGCUACGCAGCUGGCUGGACAUCUGCGCUCGGAUGGCUCACGGGAAAUGCGAGUGGCUACUUCAUCAUGUCAACUCUCGUUGAAGCGCUCGUCGAGGUAUACGAUCCCUCAUGGAGUUUCACGAAUUGGCAGUCAACGUUGGUGAUGAUAUUCUUCCUCAUAACGACGAUCUAUUUCAAUACCUGGGGAGCGAGGCUGUUGCCUGCGAUUGAGGUUGUGUCUCUGGUGUUCCAUCUGGCUGGAUUUGUUAUUACGAUCGUACCUCUCUGGGUUUUGGCGCCGAAGAACUCGGCUAGCGAUGUUUUCGGACCAGUUGUCAAUGGAGGUGGUUGGAGUAGUGCUGGCACUUCGUUUAUGGUGGGGACGAUAACAAUCCUUUUCUCGAACUUGGGACCGGAUGCCGCUGUUCAUAUUGCCCUCGGAUUCGCAAUGAUGAUCACAAUGCUAUUCACCGUUGGCAGCCUCGAAGAUGCGAUAAACGCAUCCUCACCCUUCCAGAAUUCAUUUGCGAAUACUGGAUCCACGGGCGUCAACGUUGCGCUCACAGUCAUUCUGGCCCUUCUCAUCGGGGCUGCAAACAUCACAUCCCUUGCAACCACUUCCAGGGAAGUCUGGGCAUUUGCAAGAGACGGAGGCACCCCAGGCCACCGUUGGAUCUCAAAAGUGCACCACCGCCAAAACGUCCCCUUCAACGCCGUCCUCACCACCUCCUUCCUUUCCUUCAUCCUCUGCUUAAUCCAACUCGGCAGCACAGUAGCCUUCAACAUCAUAAUCUCGCUCAACCUAAUCGCUUUUCUCGGCACCUACCUGAUCUCCAUCGGCUGUCUCCUUCUCAAACGAUUCCGACACGAACCUUUACCACCCGCGCGCUUCAGUCUCGGUCGCUGGGGUCUGCCGGUCAAUCUGUUCGCGUUCUUUUAUUCGCUGAUUACCCUCGUGUUUAGCUGUUUCCCAGUCAGCGUGCCGGUCGACGCGAGUACUGCAAAUUGGGGCCCUGCUAUCUGGGGCGGCGUGCUGGGUAUUGCAUUGGUGUCGUACCUGGUGCAGGGGAGGAGGGAUUACAAGGGUCCGGUUGUCUUUGUAGCAGGGGUCAGAAAGGAAGGGAUGGGGUUGCAGACGGCGUAA
Messenger RNA from Letharia lupina, 1563 nucleotides. RefSeq lists its product as uncharacterized. NCBI's taxonomy places the organism in Eukaryota, Fungi, Ascomycota, Lecanoromycetes, Lecanorales, Parmeliaceae. Gene Ontology annotation, biological process: transmembrane transport. The transcript has 3 exons. The record is from RefSeq and is a predicted model, not a curated record. Bases 1 to 1563 code for a protein of 520 amino acids. Gene Ontology annotation, cellular component: membrane. Gene Ontology annotation, molecular function: transmembrane transporter activity.